This is a messenger RNA of Triplophysa rosa, 4062 nucleotides long. It is a transcript of the gene stau1, whose product is annotated as staufen double-stranded RNA binding protein 1. The record is from RefSeq and is a predicted model, not a curated record. The transcript has 15 exons. NCBI's taxonomy places the organism in Eukaryota, Metazoa, Chordata, Actinopteri, Cypriniformes, Nemacheilidae.
AACACAUCGCGCUAUUCUCUUUAGUGUUUGCCGUGUUUAUGUUCACACUCUCUACCUCUCUCCCGUAAUUUCAUGCUAAACCAGUCCAGAACACCCCUAAACCAGGACUAAAUCGAACAGACAGUACUCUUUAACAUUUUAACUCAUGGAGUAAAUUGCAACAGGAGCGAAAUAAACCGAGGUAGAACUUUGCAGUCAUCUUUCAUUCUUCAAACCGACACUGUCUCCUCUCUCUGUUCAUAAUAAAAUUGUGUUCUCCUGACUGCAAAGUCUAUACCUGGUUAUUUAAUCAACCCGCCUCCUAUGAACCAAUCAGAAUGUCACAGCUUCAGUUUCACGCACCUGUCAACCCUUCACCCAGUGCCACCCCAUUACAGCUGGCUCCGCCUCAACCCAGGUUCAGUAUUCCAUGUGCCACGGCUUCCUUACCUUCAGAGAGUGCCAGUCACCCACUUAGAAACUCCGCCCUGCCAUCUGCCUCAGCCACUCCCUUUUGCAACCCUACAGUCUCUAACAUGGCAAACCCUAAAGAGAAGACCCCGAUGUGUUUGGUGAAUGAGUUAGCCCGUUACAAUAAGAUCCAACCUGAAUACAAGCUACUCAGUGAAACAGGACCAGCCCACUCCAAGAUCUUCUCAGUGCGGUUAACUCUGGGGGACCAGCACUGGGAUGCAGAGGGGACCAGUAUAAAAAAAGCCCAGCACUCUGCAGCAUCAUGAGCUCUCACCCAAACCACCCUGCCAAAACCCAGUCACAGAACCCCCCGCCACCCAGGCAAGAACCCAGGUGGGAUCUACAAGGGCUCAGAGUACAGCGUAACCCACACUGUGGAGCUAAAUGCACUUUGUAUGAAGUUGGGCAAGAAGCCCAUCUAUAAACCUAUAGAUACCUACCAGGGGAUGAGACCAGCAUUCAAUUACAACAUCAGAGCACCAGGCCCGUAUGCUCGCUCCAUGCAUCAUUAUUACUACCCAUUUCCCCCGGUGGGGCCUGUACUGUAUCAUAUGGAGCUGUCUGUCGGCGGACAGCAGUUCCACGGCAAGGGCCGCACGAGACAGGCAGCCAAACACGACGCUGCUGCUAAAGCCAUCAAAUAUCUGCAAAAAGAGCCAAUACUGCAGCAAGUGGCAGAGAUGACAGAGGAACCAGAAGAAGAAGAAAACCUCAACAAAUCGGAGAUCAGCCAAGUGUUUGAGAUUGCUCUGAAACGCAACAUGUCUGUGAAUUUCGAGGUGCUGAAAGAGGCGGGGCCUCCUCACAUGAAAAGCUUUAUGGUAAAAGUUAUAGUGGGCGAGUUCUCAGGCGAGGGGGAGGGCAAGAGCAAGAAAAUCUCCAAAAAGCUGGCUGCCAUCGCUGUGCUGGAGGAGCUCCGCAAACUACCCCAACUUCCUGUCAUGGACAAGAUGCCACUACGCAUUAAAAAGAAAAGCAAAUCCAUUAUUAAGCUUCAGACCAGCCCAGAGUACGGUCAGGGCAUGAACCCCAUCAGCAGGCUAGCUCAAAUCCAACAAGCCAAGAAGGAAAAAGAGCCUGAGUAUACAUUGGUGACCGAGAGAGGACUGCCCCGACGCAGAGAGUUUGUCAUGCAGGUGUCUGUUGCGGGGCAGACUGCUGAGGGAAUGGGUCCUAGUAAAAAAGUGGCCAAGCGAAAUGCAGCCGAGAAGAUGCUGGAGCAUCUUGGCUUCAAAGUGCCUCAGCCACAACCCCCCAAACCGGCACUGAAAACCGAGGAGAAGCCACCUGCUAAGAAACCUGGAGAUGGACGAAAAGUGACCUUCUUUGAGCCAGGCUCUGUGGAGAAGGCAAGCCUUGUCAACAAGGAGGAAGAUUUCCGAAUGCCCUUCUUCAGCCAUCAGCAGCUCCCUGCCGGAAUUUUACCCAUGGUACCCGAGGUGGCACAGGCAGUGGGUGCCAACCAGGGACCCCACGCCAAAGAAUACGGUCGCCCAGUAGCUCCUAACCCAGCCAAAGCCACGGUAACAGCCAUGAUUGCCAACGAGCUCCUAUACGCUGGCACAUCCCCGACUGCAGAGAGUAUACUGAAGACCAACAACAGCUUGGCACACAGACCCCACGGGCCUCUUACCAGACCAUCCGAACAGCUCGGCUACUUGGCUAACGUACAGGGCUUACAUGUUGAAUACAAAGACUUCCCCAAAAACAACAAGAACGAGUUUGUGUCUCUGAUAAACUGCUCCUCUCAGCCACCUCUGAUCAGCCAUGGCAUCGGCAAAGACGUGGAGUCCUGCCACGACAUGGCUGCUCUGAACAUCUUGAAGCUUCUGUCUGAGCUCGACCAACAGUUGAGUGAUCGCACAGCUAAUGGACAGAUAUCAGGGUGCAGCAAACAAGACAUAGAGGGCGACCCGUUACUGAAACCGGCUAACUCAAGCACCAUCGGAAAGACUCUAGACGGCACAGUCUAAAAUCCACCGAUUCAUCUGAUUGGUCGCUUUGUCUGCGAAACACUAGAGAAAAGUCAGAAGCAGAGUUUCGAUUGGCUGCUCACAAGAGCCUAAAUCGUAUUAAAUGUUCUAAAUGAAAUCUAAAUCAAAGUGAAAAUACUCUAAACACAACGUUUAGAGGUUUGAUGUUGUUUCAUUGUACACAUGCCGCGAUUGGUUUCUUUUAAACGCUAAGGCUUUGAAAAAGUUCUAAGUUUUCAUCAUAUCCAGUGAAGUGGUGGUUUCAUUUUCGUUGUUGAAUUGUUAAAUGAUACUCGUGACGCUUGACUUGAGUAGACAGACUUUUCUUUGUUGUUGAGGAAGUCAUAUUUUCAGUGUCAUGCCUUUUUUCUUUUAUGUUUCUCUUAUUAUUAUUAUUAUUUUAAAUGUUGUAUUAUAGGAACCCAGUGAGUUGGGUUGUUGUUAGCGCUGUUGUGAAGUGCAGAAUAAACCCCACUGAAGGAUAUGAUGAAGCUAUCAAACACGUCUCUGCUGUGGUGGUUUUUCUCCAGUGCUUUUUAAGUUAGUAUGGCGACCAUAACGCAAAACAAAAACGAUUUGUGACUUUAGUGUAGAGCGUGUGGUGGUGUUUAGCGUCAUCUGUGCGUGCGUGAGAGAGAGAUGUGAUGAAUGUACGUUUCAAGCACGAUAAUCUACAGUCUUGUCAGUUAAACUCAUGUAUCCUCCUCUCAGUGUUGACCCCGCCCACUCUGCCAGUUACAUCUUUUUCCUCAUGGAGUACGAGUAAAAUGAUGUGCCUCUUGCACAACAAAAACUUGUCUGUGUUUUGGGGGUGAUGGUUAAAAUGGUGUUAAAUUUGUGGAAUUUGAUGUACGUAUUGACAUGACAUGACAUUGACAUACCGUUGAACGUAAAUAGUAAAGUAGAUAAAUGUAUAUGGACCCUUAAAGUGAUGUCACCAUGAAAACUGCAAAGACAAGAUAAUGACAAGUAAUCAUUUCCAAAUGCCAUGAGUCAUGUGGUGCCAUAAAGGAGCAGACCGUGGCAUGGUGAUGAUGAGGUUGUCACGGUUGGUGACAAUGCUUGUUCUUGCGAUCUGGCCAUGAAGGGGCAGUGAGCUCGGCCUGAGAAUGCACACUAGAAGCUGAUUUAUGAGAAUAACAUUCAAUGCCUGCUGUACACAGUAGGGAUGCACGAUAAAUUAUCAGCCACAUCGGUAUGGGCCGGUACAGUUAACAUAAAAAAUUACCAUUUAUCUACCGAUAUGCCCGAUAAUUUAUCGUGCAUCCCUACUGUGUACAGCAGUAUAGAAAAUUUAGGUCGAUAUAAUAUAGCCGAUAAAUCAUUUCCUCUUGUUAAACUUCUUCAGCUGCACGCUGCUCACAGUUAAAAUACAGUACAGUGCUGUCUUUCUGUCGUGAUCAUUCACUUACUGCUAUUAGCAAAACAUUGUUGAUGUAGGUAAAGUAUGUAGAUAUUUAUGAAUGUGUAAAUUAUAGGAACAAAAGCAGAUUGUUUGAAUCAGACUGCUGUCUGAAUGCUUUCGGUCUUGAGACCUGUUAGUCAUGUGGCUACUAACAGUACACAAUUUUUCUGGAUUGCUCUGGAAAAACAUCUAGAAUUUGUUUAUUAAAUAAAAAAAUGUACCAGAAAAGUU